Messenger RNA from Pseudoliparis swirei, 2861 nucleotides. RefSeq names its product suppressor of tumorigenicity 14 protein homolog. Gene Ontology annotation, biological process: proteolysis; acrosome reaction. Gene Ontology annotation, molecular function: protein binding; serine-type endopeptidase activity. The coding region runs from base 40 to 2700 and encodes 886 amino acids. NCBI's taxonomy places the organism in Eukaryota, Metazoa, Chordata, Actinopteri, Perciformes, Liparidae. The record is from RefSeq and is a predicted model, not a curated record. The transcript has 19 exons.
GUUGCAUAUCGCCUCUCCGGAGCUAAACGGGACAGUGCUAUGAGGACUCUCCCCAAAAGAAAAACUUGUGAAGUGUACUGCGUCUCCGGGCAUGGACUACCAGGCUGCUCCGCUGCACAGGGAGAGGGGGAGCUGAAGGAGCCCGGCCAGUCACUGGGCCCCCUCACGGAACCUGAAGACCAGGCAGAGCAGAAGCUGGAGGGGGGGCGAGCUCCAGUCUGCGGCUCCUGGAGGAGAUGGAUGUUAGGUGUCCUGCCUUUCUUUCCUUUCGCUGCUGCCAUUGCACUGACGCUCCACUUCUUAACAUCUCCGCCCUCCUCAGUGUUCUUCCUCGGCAGCAGUGUGGAGUUCCCAAACAUGAGCUUCUCCUCAGAGUUGACUGACUCCACCUCCCCUCAGUUCCGCCUGCAGGCUCAGGCUUUGAACCAAUAUUUCUCAGAACUCUACGAGUCCUCGGAGUGGAGCUCUUACUACCUGCGCUCAGGAAUUACUGCCUUCAGUGAAGGAGCACAAGGGCUCAAUGUCUUCUACUGGAGUAAAUUCUCCGCCCCGGACGACGUUGCAGUGGCGAUCCAGACGUCCGGCCCGGAGAGACUGCAGCGCAGGCUUCCUGGCAGCAACAAGCUGCAGCGGGACACACGCAACGAGCAGCGCUAUUACAUGGAGCAAGAUGACGACACGCUCCACCUGCUGGGUUUGGACCCUGACGACUUUGAAGUAAAAUCUGACAAGAGUAAGAAUCCGAACAGCAUCCAGAGUGGGAAGUGGCAGCUCGGCUUCCAAGCGAUGUCCUUUGACCUCUAUGCCAAAUAUGGCAACAACCGCACCCUGAGCCUCGUGAGUCCCAAGAAGCCGUACUACCAGUGGCGUCUCCGCGUGCCGUCGGGUCAUGUCGUUCGACUGAUCAUCCUCACCCUGCAUGGUGCCACGCCGGGAAGCUGCACUGCCCACAGGCUCUCGGCCUACGACUUUUUACUUCCAUUACAGAACAAGAUAAUCGCACGGUGGUGUGGGCUGCCUAUUUCGGGUUCGUCACCCGUCAUGAAGCUGACGUCCUCUGGGAAUGUGAUGCUGGUCACCUUCUCCUUCAGCAGACAGAGAGAUGGAGCAAUCUUCAAAGCUUACUUCCAAGCCAUCCCAAAAGCAGGUUGUGGAGGGUCGAUUUCCUCCUGGAACGGCUCUAUUUCCUCCCCCUACUACCCGUCCUAUUACCCUCCUAACAUAGACUGCACCUGGACACUUCGGGCGCCGUUGCCGGGAUACCUGAUCUCUGUGACAAUCGUGACGAUGGACAUCCAGGAUUCCUCGUCAUCAGAUGAUUGUGAGAAAGACUGGCUGAACAUCGGAGGGGUCAAACUGUGUCACCCAGUGUCAGACAGCAGCAGAAAGCGAGUCUACUCCUCUCCUCUCUCCCUCCACUUCCAUUCGGACGAAUCUCUCACCAAAAAUGGCUUUUACUUGCUCUUUCGCGCCUUCUCUCCAGAGGGCACCUGUCCUCGGCAGUUCCGCUGUGGAGAUGGACGCUGUAUCCCUCUGAGGAAGGUGUGUGAUGGAGUGAAAGACUGCUCAGGUGGACGGGACGAGGCUAAAUGCUCAUCCUGCAGGCCAGGUGAGGUGCUGUGUGGGAACGGCCAGUGUAAGCCUCAAAGCAGCCAGUGUGUGAGCCAGAGCACCUGUGAAGACAGCAGUGAAGAGGGGGGCUGUGGAGGUAAAUGCCACCGCAUGUGUUCCAACAAAGUCUGUUUGCCAAAGUCGUCAGUGUGUAACGGUGUCAUCGACUGCAAAGACCGCAGCGAUGAACUCAACUGUACCCGAGCGUACCUUAAAGGCUGCUCCACAUCCUCAUACAAAUGUGCCAACAGAAAGUGUGUAAGUAAGGUGAACCCGGAGUGUGACGGGGUCAGAGACUGCUUUGACAGCUCUGAUGAACUGCGCUGCGGCUGUGGCACCAGGCCCAGGAAGCGCACUAAGAUAGUGGGUGGCUCUGAUGCAGGGGCGGGGUCAUGGCCGUGGCAGGUCAGCCUCCAGAUGGAUCGUUACGGACACGUCUGUGGAGCCACGCUGGUCGCCAACCGCUGGCUCAUCUCUGCAGCUCACUGCUUCCAGGACUCAGAUGCAAUUAAGUACUCGGAUGCACGUGUAUGGCGGGCCUACAUGGGGAUGCGGGUGAUGACUCGGGGGAACAACAGAGCAGCCACCAGACGGAUUCGCCGGAUCCUCCUCCACCGGCAGUACGACCAGUUCACCUCCGACUACGACAUCGCUCUUCUUGAGCUCAGUGCUCCCGUCUUCUUCAAUGACUUGGUGCAGCCUGUGUGCGUGCCCGCGCCCUCACACAGCUUCACAACAGGGACCAGCUGCUACGUCACAGGCUGGGGGGUCCGCAUGGAGGACGGUGAACUGUCCGCUCGCUUACAAGAGGCCGCAGUGAGAAUCAUCAACAGGAACACUUGUAACAAACUGUAUGACGGGGCCGUCACUCCCAGGAUGCUGUGCGCUGGGAACCUGCAAGGAGGGGUGGACGCCUGCCAGGGUGACUCCGGAGGCCCGUUGGUGUGCCUGGAGAGAGGCAGGCGGUGGUUCCUGGCGGGGAUUGUGAGCUGGGGGGAGGGCUGUGCGAGGCAGGACCGCCCCGGUGUCUACACACAUUUGGUCAAGUUCACUGACUGGAUCCAUCAGCAGACUAAAGGUCAAGUGUGACUAAAUAUCUCAUGAAAAAGACAGACUUAACACACAGGGAUGAAGGUUUCAGACAUGACUUCAUCUUCACAUUCAGUCUUUUUUUCUGUCCAUGUCAACGGGGCCACCAGGGGCCUCCCCUGCUCCACAGCAACCAGCCUUCGUUAAAAAAUAAUUAAAAU